UGGAACAGUUGUGCAUUCCAAUCCGACUUUUCGGGUUGGGAUUCCUGUUAGAGUUUAGAGUGAGAAGCCUCUUCUUCGAUCCUCGAUCUUCGCGUAUUCUCAUCAGUCCGUCCUUAUCGCAUCGUGGAGUAUCGACUCGCAAACAUUAGACUGUGAGCUGUAUAAACACACAGUCGUCAGUUCGUUGUAGUCACGAGACCAAGCAGCACGCGCAUCCUUCGGUGUAUUGAUCCUUGUUCAGUGGAGAAGUAUUCCUCAAAAUUUGAGAUGAUGAGUCCAGAAAACGGAUAAACGUAGUUUUUGCGAUAGUUAUGUGUAGAAAGUGAUUUAAUACAGAAUUGAAAUGAGUCCGUGAGAAGUGUUUUCGGUGAAAUUGAAGACAAGACCACAACGAACCCAACGUUUUGUUAUUAACCUGACGAGAACUAGUGAGAGCAGAAACAUCGAUUGUUCCGCUGUAACGGAUAGUGGAUCGAUUCAGUGAAGAUAGUGAUAUAAAUUAAGCGGAGGCAUUAAAAUGUUGUACCAUAAAGCAGAGCCAAAUGAUGGCAAUAAACUAAAGUCCGAGUACAGCGAAUUGUCCUAUCUCGUGACGAGGCAGUGUCUCAACCAAGAAGAUCUUAAUCAACUGACGGAGUAUGACAGUGUCAAAACAUCGGCACUCGACUCCGUUACCGAGGGCUACCGGUCGUUCAAUUUCUCCUCCACACUGCUCAGCUUCAUCCCAAUCCUCCAAUGGCUGCCAAAGUAUUCCUUCGGAGAGAAUUUUUUCGGAGACUUUACCACCGGCAUAACGGUGGCUGUGAUGCAAAUACCGCAAGGUAUGGCCUGCGCACUACUGGCUGGCGUACCGGCCAACGUUGGACUCUAUAUGGCGUUCUUCCACAGUCUCACCUACGCGAUUUUCGGCACAUCCAAACACGUUUCGAUGGGAACGUUUGCGGUUCUCAGCUUGAUGACGGCGAAGGUGGUGCAAACGUACGCAACGGUUCCGAUGAUCGUGUUGAACGAAACCUAUUCUGCAUCGCCUGAAGUAUCUCACUUAGAACCACACUACACUCCGAUACAGGUGGUUACAGCGCUGUCGCUGAUAGUCGGAUGUUAUCAUAUCCUGAUGAGAAUCUUCCGUCUCGGAACUCUCACCUCGCUGCUCAGUGAGCCCCUGGUCAGCGGGUUCACCACCGCCGCCGCUGUCGAUGUACUCAUAAGUCAAAUGAAAGAUCUCUUGGGGAUGUCCGUUCCCCGACAUAGUGGUAUUUUCAAAAACAUCCUAACGUUGCGCGAUGUGAUCGAACGGAUCCCCAACAGUAAUCCGGCGACCGUGUAUACGUCUCUUGCUGUGAUAGUCUUUAUGGUCGUCAUGAACGAGUAUUUGAAACCUUGGUCAGCGACCAGAUGUCGCUUUCCGAUACCAACCGAGCUGAUGGUGGUUGUUGGUGGAACGUUGGCUUCCUACGCAAUCGGUCUCGGACCGAAUCACGAUGUGUUGCUGGUCGGAGAAAUUCAUGUUGGUCUACCAGCGCCGCAGCUACCACCCGUCAUGCUACUGGAAAAACUAGCCGUGGAUGCGAUCUCAAUUGCCAUCGUAAGCUACUCGGUCGUCAUGUCCAUGGGCAUGAUCUUCGCCCAGAAGGAAGGCUACGAGGUCUGUGCAAACCAGGAGUUGGUCGCCAUGGGCAUAACCAACAUCAUCGGAUCGUUCUUCUCGUGCAUUCCGACGGCGUGUUCUCUGUCGCGAUCGCUGAUCCAACAUCAGGCCGGCGGAAAAACUCAGCUGACAGCAGUGAUCUCUUCCAUGCUAAUAUUGGUUGUGGUGCUCUGGUUGGGACCAUACUUCGAGGUGCUCCCGCAGUGCGUUCUAUCUUCCAUUAUCUUCAUCGCACUCAAGGGAAUGCUUUGGCAGUUUCAGCAUAUUAAGAAGUUUUACCGCGAAGGCGGUUGGGAACUGGCAGUUUGGCUGCUGACGUUUUUCAGUGUCACCAUUCUCAACAUCGAUUUGGGUCUGCUAAUCGGAGUAGUGUUCUCUGUUACCGUUCUGUACGUCAAGGGAUGGAAAUCCUACUACAGCCUGCUGGGAACCAUACCGGAGUCGGCAAUCUACGUGAAUAUUGCGGGUCAUCGGAAGGCGGAGGAGGUGCCGCACAUUAAAAUAUUCCGGUAUACGGGUGCGAUCAACUUCGCAAGUAGAACUGCGUUCAAGAAGACGUUCGUCCAGGUUGUUGGCGUGCGUGGUAAACUUGGCAACGGUGGUUCCGGAUAUGGUGCAACUGAGAAGACAAUCAGCGCCGUGAUAGUUGAUCUAUCCAGUGUACCGCACAUCGAUUUGGCUGCGUGUAAGACUUUGAACGAAAUCAGAAAAGAGAUGGCAGCGAAGGGAGUCAAUGUUUUGGUUGCGCAUCCGGCGGAUUGUGUAUACGAUAUGCUACUGCAUGCUGAGUCCCUCGGCGAGGGCGGUUUCCACAUUUUUCCAACCAUUCACGAUGCCGUGUUAUACGCUCAGGGAGGUGGAUCGGUUGUGUGAUGGACAGAAGGUGACAAUGUCUGCUGUAAACUAACCUAUCGAAGAUAUGCAUUUCCAGCGGAAAUUAAUGGAUUUUGUUGCAAUUUAGAUAAUGGAUUAUCAUGCAAUACAAAAUGUAAAUAGUAAAGGCUAUCUUCCUGGCCAUUUAGUACUAAGUCAGACAAGAUAUGAUAACUAAUGAUAUUUAGAAAAUAUGACAACGUUGUUAUUUGUUAAUUUAGCCGCGCCCAUUG
Toxorhynchites rutilus septentrionalis is the source of this 2754-nucleotide messenger RNA. RefSeq names its product solute carrier family 26 member 6-like. The transcript has 6 exons. Gene Ontology annotation, molecular function: bicarbonate transmembrane transporter activity; chloride transmembrane transporter activity; sulfate transmembrane transporter activity. Gene Ontology annotation, biological process: transmembrane transport. The coding region runs from base 518 to 2521 and encodes 667 amino acids. The record is from RefSeq and is a predicted model, not a curated record. NCBI's taxonomy places the organism in Eukaryota, Metazoa, Arthropoda, Insecta, Diptera, Culicidae. Gene Ontology annotation, cellular component: membrane.